Molecule: messenger RNA, 26235 nt
Organism: Pelobates cultripes (western spadefoot toad)
Lineage: Eukaryota; Metazoa; Chordata; Amphibia; Anura; Pelobatidae
Source: the annotation of a GenBank genome assembly
CUUUAAGGCGCGCUGAGCAUCACGGGAAUUGUAGUUCUGAACAAUCUGCACAGAGCUGUAUAAUCUGCAGCACCUGCACCACCACAGCGACACCCGGUGGCCGGCAUGGGCAUUGCGUUUCAUUACAGCGCAUGCGCCCCAGCACGACUCGGGCCCAGAUCCCCCUCCACUACCGAUCACGUGGGCGCGCUUCCCCCUCCCUGUGAGAUCGCGGGAACGCGCGCGGCCUGCUCCUUCUACCGAUACCACCCGAUCCCCGGCCGGGAAGUGCCCCGGGAGCCCGCAGCCGGCGGCCUUGUAGCCAGGUGAGUGCCCCCAGCGCCAGCCUCCCCGUCCCCGCCCUCCUCUCUCAUCACGCACCGGCGUCCGGCCGGCGGGUCCCUGCGGAGCGUCAGUACGUGACGGCGGCCCGGGGGGAGGGGGAGAGCGCCAGGCAGCCAGGCCGCAUCUAUGUAACCAGCCGUGUACCCAGCGCUGCCAUGGCAACCGCACCUGGGGGGGGGGGAUGGGGCAGUAACCCGCACCCCGAUACCUGAUACCGAUACUGCACCCCGAUACCUGAUACCGCACCCCGAUACCAAAUACCGCACCGGGGGGGGGCAAUAACCGGCACCCCGAUACCUGAUACCGAUACUGCACCCUGAUACCGCACCAGGGGGGAGGGGGCAGUGCACCCCGAUAUCCGAUACCGCACCCCGAUACCUGAUACCGCACCGGGGCAAUAACCCGCACCCCGAUACCUGAUACCGCACCCCGAUACCAAAUACCGCACCCCGAUACCUGAUACCACACCGGGGGGGGGCAAUAACCCGCACCCCGAUAUCAAAUACCGUACCGGGGGGGGCAAUAACCGGCACCCCGAUACCUGAUAUCGAUAUCCGAUACCGCACCAAGGGGGGAGGGGGCAGUGCACAACGAUUUCCGAUACCGCACCCCGAUACUUGAUACCGCACCGGGGGGAGGAGGGGCAGUGCACCCUGAUAGCUAAUACCACACAGGGUGACCGAGCCCCGCGAUAACCUGUACCCCAUAUCUAAUACCGCACCAGGGGGACCGAGCACCCCAAUAACCAGUUCCCCCGAUAUCUGAAACCGCACCCUGAUAUCUAAUACGGUGCACCUAGAGACUGUGUACAGGGAGACUUAACCAGAGACUGCAUACAUAGAGACUUACCGCACCCCAAUAACCAAUGCCGCACCCCGAGACUGCAUACAGGGAGACUUGCCGCACCCCGAGACUGCAUACAGGGAGACUUGCCGCACCCCGAGACUGCAUACAGGGAGACUUACCGCACCCCGAGACUGCAUACAGGGAGACUUACCGCACCCCGAGACUGCAUACAGGGAGACUUACCGCACCCCGAGACUGCCUACAGGGAGACUUACUGCACCCUGAGACUGCCUACAGGGAGACUUAACCAGAGACUGUAUACAGGGAGACUUACCACACCCCUGGACUGCCUACAGGGAGACUUACCACACCCCUGGACUGCAUACAGGGAGACUUACCGCACCCCCGAGACUGCCUACAGGGAGACUUACCGCACCCCCGAGACUGCCUACAGGGAGACUUACCGCACCCCCGAGACUGCCUACAGAGAGACUUAACCAGAGACUGCAUACAGGGAGACUUACCGCACCCCGAUAUCCAAUAGCACCCGAGACUGCAUACAGGGAGACUUACCGCACCCCCCCGACUGCCUACAGGGAGACUUACCGGGCCUGUACAGGGGACUUACCAGAGACUGCAUACCUGCCCACCCCGAGACUGCAUACAGGGAGACUUGCCGCACCCAGACUGCAUACAGGGAGACUUACCGCACCCCGAGACUGCCUACAGAGAGACUUAACCAGAGACUGCAUACAUAGAGACUUACCGCACCCCGAUAUCCAAUGCCGCACCCCGAGACUGCAUACAGGGAGACUUACCGCACCCCUGAGACUGCCUACAGGGAGACUUACCGCACCCCCGAGACUGCCUACAGGGAGACUUACCGCACCCCCGAGACUGCCUACAGGGAGACUUACCGCACCCCCGAGACUGCCUACAGGGAGACUUUGAGACUGUCUACAGGGAGACUUACCGCACCAUGAGACUGUCUACAGGGAGACUUACCGCACCAUGAGACUGUCUACAGGGAGACUUACCGCACCCCCGAGACUGCCUACAGGGAGACUUUGAGACUGUCUACAGGGAGACUUACCGCACCAUGAGACUGUCUACAGGGAGACUUACCGCACCCCCGAGACUGCCUACAGGGAGACCUACCACCCCUAACACUAUAUACAGGUGGAGUUAGUGCACCUUAAGACUGUUUACAGGCAGAGUUACCACACUAUGAUACGUUCGUUCUAAAGGGGUCAUUUACUGUAUACCGCGAAGGUUUAUUGCAUCCCUAGACUUUAUAUAAGGAGACUUACAGCAGCGGUAUCCAGGACCUUAUACAGGGAUCCCUUAAAGACUGCACCCUCUGUUAUACAGGGAGAUCUCAUAGCGACUGUACCCUUAGUUAUCAUACAGGGAAUACCAUAGAGACCGCACUCCGUUUUAUGAUACCUGGGAUUCAGUAGUGACUGCAUUCCAGGUUGUUGUUGUUGUUGUUCAGGUGGAUCCCAUACUGACUGCACUCUAGGUUAUUAUAGGGGGAUCUCAUAAUGCCUGCACUCCAGAUUAUCAUAGGAGGAUCUUAUAACGACGGUGCUGCACAUUAUUAUAGGGUUAUCUCAUAGCGACUUCUCAUAAUGACCACACUCCAGGUUACUAUAAAGGGGGAUUUCAUAAUGAUUGCAUUUCAGGUUAUUAUAUAGAUGCCACAUUCCAGGUUAUUAUAUAGGUAGAUGCCAUAGCAACCACACUCCAGUUUAUUAUACAGGGGAAUCUCGUAGCGACUGCACACCUGAAAUACUACCAUGGGUUUCUGGAGCAAGGGGCCUGAAAAGAAUACAGGUUCUCCCAGCAUAGUGACACCACCCUAGGAAUAAUGUGUAUUUCAAAUACCACACAGGAAGAAUACAGUGGUCACCUUAAAGAUAAGUAGAACGAAUGUUUCCUAUAGAGACUACCCAGGUUUCCAAGGAUACUAUGAGAGGGACUCAAAGAAUUUUACAACAUAGGGUUAGUCUUGGCAUCGAAUGGAAAAUACAGGAGAUAAUCGUAUUGAUACUCGUAUUGCACAGAUCUCUGGCAUUAAUAUGCUGGGUCUUUAAUAGCAGCAUGCUUGUGAAUUUGAGCAAUCUCUGAUAGUAAUAAGAUUGUGAGAAUAAUACAGAGAGGUCUCUGAUAGUAAUAGGAUCGUGAGAAUAAUACAGAGAGGUCUCUGAUAGUAAUAGGAUUGUGAGAAUAAUACAAAGGGGUCUCUGAUGACUGCAGCCCUGACAUCAUACAGCUGUCUGCCUUAGCAGUGCAUAUGUAACAUUAAGUUGAUAAGUUCCUGCCCCAAAGAGCUCACAAUCUGAGUGAGAGGCUCGCAGAUAGAGAAGUAAAGUUCUGACCAUUCUAAUGCAAUAAAGAUAAUGCUGAGUCAAUUUAAUGUAUACCUAGUUAUGUAUAUGAUUGGAGGUCCAGGUUUUCUAAUCUAUGCAAUCUGUCUAUUGAGAUUGUUUGGUUGCGACUCCAGAAUACAUUGAUGCUGUUCGCAUACUCAUGUUCAUUAAAAGAACUCUCGACUCAUUUAAAAUUCACAUGACACUUAUGUUCCUAUGCCCGGCUCCAUAUGAAUAGUGGGUACUGUAUUAUAUAAUAUUGGUUACAUACAACUUUAUCUAGACCACGAGCUGUGAUCUGCAAAUAUUGAAAUACGUCUACAUAAACCCCCCAGAAAAUGUAUUAUUUAGUCAUAAAUAAAACAAACACAAUCCAGAAAUAGUUGCUGUAUACUUAGAUUUCUGUUAUAAUUUUCAUUUGUACACGUUAUUCUUUCAAUAAAGUGUAAUUGCAAACAAACACAAUAUUCCAAGCAAAUCUACAGCUUUUUCAUGUAACCGAGGCCUAGUGUAAAUUAGCUCUGAUGUUUAGAUGGUCAUUUUUCAUUGUUUAAGGGGGGCACAAUUCUUAUACUGUUUUUAAAGUAAAAUUUCACCUUUACAGGAAACCAUGCACAUAAGGUGCAAAAAUAUUUCUGAAGCAUGCAUACUCUUGCUGAUUUUAACCAUUACUGCAUGCAGGUUUUAGUGCUGCUAAUCUCACACAAUGUUCUACUAGACUCUAGAACAACGCUAAUGUUUCAUAUGUUAUGUCAGAUACUGUUUCAGUUUCCUAAUUACCAGCAGAAAUUGCACAAAUUGUAUUGCUUAGAAAUGCUUAAAUGCCCCUACAGGGGCUAAAGUUUACUGUUAAGUGCUUACGCAAUAAGCUUUUUACGCCACUGCUUAACUAACAUAUACUUAGGUGACUCUUCACAUCAACAUCAGAAUGAAUAGGCUAUUCAGUAUAGUUUACCUAAAUAGUCAGGCAAUCGCACUAAACGACGGAUACCAAUAUGUGUAAAUCUAAACAUAAAAAUAGAAAUAACCGUGCUCAUUGAGGCACAUAUAUAGGCUAUCAGCUCUGAUGAUUAUGCACUCAAUUUGUGGCAUGCUCAUAUGGGGAUCAAUUGGCCGCUGUCAUAAUGUUAAUAGAUAGGAGUUUUCAUCGCAUUGAGUCGCCUGCCUUAUAUGAUACUAUAACUAUAAAUGAUAGUACCGCACGCUUGAUUGAAUGUACUUAAAUUCUUGUUCAUUCUGACCUAUAUGCCUCUGUGCAGGCAAUCAUACACUACAUAUACUUCCCUGUACUAUGCCUGCUCAUGCUUUUUUUUGCGACACCAAUAAAUAUAUUCAAAACAAAAAUAUUUCUGAUUCAGGAUGAGGAAUCAUUUAACAGAAUAUUCCAAAAUUUAAAUUUUUUUAUUUUUUUUUUUUAAAUAAUGCUAGGUACAAAAAAGAAGAAAAAAAACACAACUUGCACGUUAAAGUGGAUCUGUCACCUCAAACCGACCUUUCCUCUAUUGUUUUCUCCUCCUCUUCUUCUUUUCCUUAUUUCUGAUCUAUUUCUCUUUAAAACAGAAGAAAAGUAGGGACUACUUUGUCUUAUAUAUUUUUCCCACCCUUGACAAUUGUGACAAAAGGGUGGAGCUUCAGGCAAGCUCCACUUCCUUUGUCAAGCUAACAAAGGGUGAAGCUUGCUUUAAAAGACCACUCCACACCCCAAAAGCUGCUUUAUGGGUGAGUUUAUAACCACAGUUUCUACGGGAAAUUGGCACUUUUAUAAAUGAACUAGGGAACUCCCCCCUGGCUGUCAAUCAAACAGCCAGGGAGGAUUGCUUCCUGCUUCUGUUAGAGGGUAGGUAUGCUCUAUUUCAGUGUGCCUGCCUCCUUUACAGACAUCACACCAGACAUGCACGCGCGUACGUGGACACCAAGUCAGAGGCAUCUCAAGGUGAAGCCUCUUAUUGGUUUUAUCCCUGGGAGGAGACUGACGGUCCUCCAGGAGGAAAAAGGGGAGGGUUUGCUAAGGCUGCAGUUCAUAAGUUAUGAAAAACAAAUGCAUGUAUUCAUUGGGUGUAUAUCUACUAAACAGUGAUUUUUCUAUUCUUUUUUUAGUAUGAGCCAGUGGAGUGCUCCUUUAAGCUGCACCCUUUUAUCAAGAUAGCCAAGUGUAGUUAAAAAUCACAAGUCAAAGCAGUCCCUACUUUGUUAUGUUUUAAAGAGAAAUAGAUCAGAAAAGAAGAGGAAACAAUAGGGGAAAGGUAAGUUUGAAAUGACAGAGCCACUUUAACAUACUUAAAGAGACACUACAAUAAUCAGAAGCUUUAGCUCUUUGUAGUAGUUUUAUGUCUGUGGACGCCUUCCCGUCCAAUUUAGAGUAGUUUGAAAGAAAGAAAAAAAAAAAUGGCACUUUGUAAUAUGGAAUUGUUAUACGUUAAAAAUGUGGUAAAUCUUCCCAUGAAUCACCCUUCAAACUGCCUAGAAACAACAAUAAAAAAACAGACCCGAAUGUGUUUUCAACAGCCAAUCAGAACAAGUAUUUUCCAAGUUGAGCUGAUUAGGUGACAGGUUCUGUGCUCUAAAUGAAUUCAGUGCCAGACCAUAGAAAAAUAGCACAAAAUAGAUUAUUUAAAUAUUUGUAUUUAUUAGAGUAGAUAUAAAAAAUGAUCAACACAUUCAGGAUAUUGGUUAAGAUUAAUUUAGUGGGGGUUAUGCAAUAUAAAGAGUUUUUGUGGGACAAUAGUCUAAAACUGGAGCAGUUACCAUGGAAACCAAUAGACCAGCCCCGUUGAUUGUUUCAAUUUGAGACGUUUGCCUGAUAAUUAUACAGAAACGCUAGUCAUCAAAAAUUCUAUUAAAAGGAUGCUAUAGUGCUAGGAAUAUAAAGCUUUAUACCCCCCCUCGCCACUCCCCCUCCUCCGAAGUUACCAAAUGGUGGAGGGGCCCUCUAUUGUGAGCACAUUAGGCCCUACCCCUUGGAAAGCAUUGCACCUGACCAGUAUUUGAGGCUGUGUGGCCGGUGGUGGUAUUGCAGGAAUUCCUGGCAAUGCAGGGGCUGGUAUUUCUGUCUGAUGGAACUCCUACCUGAGAGGAGAGAUACAUACUUGCAGAUCUUGGAAAUACCCUCAGAUCAUGUGUAGCUCCACCCAUCUUCCUGUACUCACUCACACUGAGUGGACAGUGAGGAUGAGGAGUGCUGCUUUGCUCUCUGAGUGUGCUGUGCAGGUUAACAAGCAGAGCAGAUUGUACAGCUCUAUCUGCAGCAUUCACCCCUCCUUCAUGGACAGAGAGAGAUAAACUUCUAACUUCUUAGUAAGUAGCCAGAUCUCUCUGCUGGGAGGGUUUAUAGAUGGAGACCAGACCUGCUCAGUGAUGAGGAUGAGGACACUAAGAGACAUAAAAAGUAAACAUGCAGCAACAUCUCUAUUUGUGAAUUGUGACUGCAUGUUUGCCUGAGUAUGAAUGUCUGUGUAUGACUGUGUCUUUAUAUGUAUGUGCCUGUGUGACUGUUUAUCACAGUGUCUGUAUGACUGUCUGUGCCUGUAUGCCUGUGUGGCGAACGUGAACCUGCCACGGGCUCCUGCAGGAGCCUGCUUGCAAGCCUCCUGCCGAAACACUAUGGGCCCUGUAAAAGCCAUGGGAAAAGACUUGAUUCGUGGGAUUUUGUUAUUGGUUCGGGAACCGAACCAACCCCCGAACUAAAGACCACCAGGGAGUUUGUUAAGCCCAACUGACACCUUGUAACGAGUUCCACCGCAGUGUUCUAAUUGUUCGUCUGGGGCCAUCUUGUUUGCAUGAACGCAGGCAGCGGUGUUUGGUCGUCGAGUUCAUGGAACUGAAAUCGGACACUCAACCUUUGCAAACACUGCUGAACUUCCAUCCCGCCUGCCUUCGGUACUUUACAUCCUGGAAGAGUGCUGUUCGCUGGAAUCAUUAGUCUGAAUGAGGUGAACAAGUUCCACGUUAUAUUUAGGGAUUAUGUAUAGGUUCUUUUGGACGCAGGGAACUCCCGAACGGGACCGGCUGCAACCCCUGAAUUCAUAGAACUGUUUUGGGCAUUGGACCAUGUGUGCGGCCGGUCAGAACUUUACCCCGGUGGCGUUUCGACUGUGUUGGUGGGAUAUGAGCGCUUUCCGGAUAUGUUGGGCGCUCAGAUCCAGGCUAUCCAGGGAUGUAUAGACUGUGGGGGUUCCCAUGUGGGAAAUGUGUGUUUUUAAUAUUUUGUAUUUUAUAGGACAUUGUGGGUGUGUUUGGGGAGCAUGUCACAGUGCUCAGAUUCUGUAUAUAAGUGCGUCAUUUGGCCGGAUUAAACAGAAUACCUCCAGCAUUCAGUCUCGAUUAAUGUCUGUAGGGGAAAGCUAUACCUGCUAUAAUCACUUGCUAUACUGCUCUUUGAAUUGCUAUACUCUCUUGGAGGAGAGGUCUUCCCACUGGGAGCUGGAUCCAGGUGUUAGUCCAGGGUGGGAAGGGACAGCGAGACCCUAGCCAAGCUGUGGCGGCUAAGGGGACUACGGUGCUUGUGGUGUCUGUUGCGGUGCUUAUAGUACUCGUGGUACUAGGAAGCCGUCAUUAAUAGAGGUACCUUGUUGGGGUGCCAGGCGGUCCACCACAGCAUGAGUCUGUAUGACUGUAUAUGACAGUGUCUGUGUGUGACUUUGUCUUUAUGACUGGUCUGGGUGACUAUAGUGUCCCUUUAAAUUUGGUAGUGGAAUUGUAUUCAUAAGUAAAGGAUUGUAGUUUGGAAAGUGUAAUUCAAAGGGCUAGGAAAAUGACAUUAAAAUAAUACACAUAAUGCAUUAGGUAUAGGAAUAUCAUUUAGUAUGUUUGAACAUUUUAUUUAACCCCUUAAAGGAUCGCCCCACACACACAAAAACCCAGUGUUUGAAGAGAAGAAUUUAGAUUUCUAUUCAUUUAUAAAAAUUGAAUUUUUUUUAUAAAUUAACCUUGUUACAACCCAUGCUCCCCACACUCCCAAACUAUCAAUCACACAACAGGUCCUGUUAAUGCAUGGUCAUUUAGCUCAGUGGCACCUGCCUUGCACAGACUUGAGCUGCUUUGGGAAGUUUGUGAUUGGACAGCCACAGAAAGUCUAGGCGGGGUUAGAAUGGGAGGGCUUUAAAGACAGCAGACAAGAGACCUGCAGACUUUGCAUGCUGUUUUUAGAUAUAUCCCCAAUGAAAAAAAUGCAUGAUUACAUGCAUGCAUGUUUUCAUUGUGUAAUCAAGACAUUUUAUUUUGGCACAGGGCUUUAGGAUCUUUGUCUGACCCCUUUAAAUAUCACUGGGUAAAUAGAUUGGAAAUUUCAUUAAUCCAAUAGAACACCUUUUAAAGGGUAAAUGAUAAUGUCUUUUUUUUUUACCCAAAAGUAAUGCUGAUUACUGUUUUGUCCAACAACUAAAGAAGAUUGCAAACUAUGUGAGAUCACAUCGAUGAUUUAACAUUAAUACAUAUUUUUGUUUAGAAACACAAAUGUUCUCUGUAGCCAAGGAUAGCACUGAUAAGCAGAAGACAAGGAUUACUUAGAGCAACACAAUUACCGUUAGAAAAAUAGCUAGCAUCAUACGCAGCUCUAAAAUACAACCCAGAAAUCCAAUAAUCUGAACUCUGAUAUGUUUUUAAAAGGAGCAAUCUAAGCACUAUAACCACUACAGCUCAUUGUAGUGGUUAUGGGCCAAAGAGUCUGUGAGUGGUAUCCCCCAUUUUCUUUUUUUCCAAACCAUUUUGAGCAGUUUGAUAUUAACUGUAGUUGUUUUUCUAGUUUUGAAGUGGGCUUUGGGUGGUUAGCCCAGUACUCUAAGCAUAUCUCCGCUCAUCAUAACUCAAACCUGGAUAUCUUUUGUAGAACGUUUUAAAAACUUGGACAAAAGCCAGAUGGGAAGGCCCUGAAGAUUAUGCCAUAUAACAACUACUAUGAACUAUGAGUUAAGACUUCCAUGGACCUCUAAGAAGUCUUAAACACCACCAAAAUUCAGAUCUUCCAUGUAGGCCACCACAUCGGUGUCUUUGUUUAACUCCUUCCAGGCUUUUAAUGUGCAUUCUCUUUACCUUACCAUAGCUCUGCGUGGGACCCUGGGCAACCAUGUCUACCCCAGAUGUCAGCGUUCACGUGGAAGAAGUGGUCGUUGUGACCACGCCAGACAACAUCAUGGAUGGCAGCGGCAUGGAAGAGGUGAAGGCUGUCCUGGUGACCACAAACAGGUAGGUAUUACCCCCAUCCUAUGACAAUGUAUAACCCCUCCCGCCUGUGUACACAACCCAGGUGACCAGGAAAGUAAAACACAACCCAACCUUGUUGUUGAAAUAUAAGAAAAUAUUUGGAAACCAUUUUGUCUUUGAGACUCUGUCACGCGACAAGAACCCUUAGUGAGAAUGGAGAUAAUGGAAGGUGUUACACUGAAUUGGAGACCGAUAUUCAUCCUUCAUAUUCCAAUUCAUAUAUAAAUGUGUGGUAGGUAUAUUUAUAUGAUUUAUAUGUUUAUUGUUUAUACAAGAUUGCUGUGUUUGUGUCACUUGGCUAAUGAACUUAGACAGACAGACCCACUUUAGGAGAAGGUAUGCUGUGAAGCAUUGCCUGAUAAUGCAUGGAACACAAAAAAGAGACAUAAUACAGCGGGGAUUAUUGUCUAACAGCAAAUUCUGGAGAUUUGAAACCCAAAUUGUUACAUUAAAGGGACACCUAAUCUCUAUAGCUAAUUGUAGUGGUUAUGGCGCAAGCAAUCUUAAGGUGCAGUCCUGUUUAUGUCAAACUGUUUACAUAUAUAUACAUAAUAAUUACAUACUAGGCAUACAGACUAGCUCCUCUUUUCUUAUUGAGACACUUCCCUCCUCGGCUAUUUUACCCAGCUGCGUAAAUGGUUUGAUAUAAACCCAGAGGGUGGAACCCAUGAACUCUAGAAUGAGCUGUAGUGGUUAUGGUGGUUAAAAUGCCACUUUAAGCCAAUAUGUGAGGCUAUCGGCUAUCAAUCCUAACAAAUGCUGACAGGUGAUAUAUAAAAAGUGCGGCCCUGCAGAAUGUAACAUUUUCCCUACAGCACAGGGGGAGUAAUAUGUCCAGUAAAAAACUGUGGAUCUAGAACCUUACUAUAGUACCAGUUUGUAUGUGAACCCCAAGAAUGAUUGCAGGAUAACUAAUGACCUUCCAAAUUUCAGGACUAUAUAGAUCGUUACGCCUUGACACAAUCAUACAGAAAUUGGCAGAUAUAGAAACUUAUAGGCAGAUGCUUCCAUAGUCCAGAUACUAAGGGCUUGCUAAGGCCAAAAUAAUGAUAUGUCCGUUUAUUUGGACUCAAGCAUGCACGAAUUGGUACAGGGAGUCUCAUUAAAAUACAUAAAGGUAGAGGAACACAGGAUGGUCUCAUUCACAUACAGAGGUGUGUUGAUUCAGUUUCAUUCACAUACAAAGGUGUGCCCAUUUCGUCUCAUGCACAUACAGAGGUGUCAUCGGUCUCAUUCACAUACAGAGGUGUUAGCGGAGUGGGAUCAGUCUCAUUCACAUACAGAGGUGUUAGCGGAGUGGGAUCAGUCUCAUUCACAUACAGAGGUGUUAGCGGAGUGGGAUCAGUCUCAUUUACAUACAGAGGUGUUAGCGGUGUGGGAUCGGUUUCAUUCACAUACAGAGAAGUUAGCGGAGUGGGAUCGGUCUCAUUCACAUACAGAGGUGUUAGCAAUGUGUGAUCAGUUUCAUUCACAUACAGAGAAGUUAGCUGUGUGGGAUUGGUUUCAUUCACAUACAGAGAAGUUAGCUGUGUGGGAUUGGUUUCAUUCACAUACAGAGAAGUUAGCUGUGUGGGAUUGGUUUCAUUCACAUACAGAGAAGUUAGCUGUGUGGGAUUGGUUUCAUUCACAUACAGAGGUGUUAUCGGAGUGGGAUCGGUUUCAUUCACAUACAGAGAAGUUAGCAGAGUGGGAUCAGUCUCAUUUACAUACAGAGGUGUUAACAAUGUGUGAUCGGUUUCAUUCACAUAUAGAGAAGUUAGCUGUGUGGGAUCGGUCUCAUUCACAUACAGAGGUUUUAGUGGUGUGGAAUAGAUCUCAUUUUACAUUCAGAGGUGUUAGAGCUGUGCAGGUUUGGUCUCAGUCACACACAAAGGGGGCGUGAUCCGUCCUAUUCACAUAAAGAGAGAUGUGUAGAAGCACUGCAUGCAGAGACAGAGAGUGGUAUGCUAGGAUUUCACUACAGAGAUCUGAUAUGCCUGUGGCUGCACCCGACUGCACAGACCUACCUCCCACUGCUUUGUCAUGGCAACUAGUUUCUGUGAGGGCUUGAUUCCUAUUGAGACCCAAGACACAGGCUUCAGACAUUUCCAUGUGGGCUCAGCUCUAGGAUGAUCUUCUAUGAGGUCAUGUUUCCUAUCCAGCUGGUAAUUUGCUGAUGUUCAGCAUUAGCUGUGAAACCGAUAUUAAACCUUAUAUUGAUUGGUGUCUGCACACUAUGGAUUAAAUACAUACUUAGAGAGAACGUGCAAACAGAUUACUAACCCUGCAAAAAUCACCCUGUUCAAACAUACUAAAUUUCAUUUAGUAUGUUUGAACAUUUUAUUUAACCCCCUUAAAAGAUCACCCCACACACAUAAAACAUUUCAGCUAGCUGAAGUGCCCUAUGCGUGAAGAGUUCUUUUUACCAAGAGUGCAGAUUUAUAUAUUAUAUCAUUGUGUUUUUACCAGAAUGGGUAUAUUGAGGGUUUAUAUUUAUGUUCAUGUAUCUAUACUAGAGCAUAGAUGAUGUUAUCUAUUACCCGACUCCGUGAUAUUCAUUUUAUCAGUCUCAGAACCUUGACAGGCUUAGUUAACUCUUCCUGGAAUAGAUCUAGCAAAUGUGAGUUCUGCGCACCAGAGUCUACAGUUGGUGAAUUAAUGAGCUGAGACACCAGAAUGAGUUCUAGACUUUCUCCAUGACUGCUGAUCUGUCCCUUCAGCAGAGCUAUCUCCUUGUCAGCAGAGCUGUCCGCUGGGCCAAGUCAUGAGCUGCAGAGUAAUCUCCCCAGAUACCGUGCCCAAAUUAGAACCUGGAUGUCCACUGACCCAAAUUUAACCCAAAAAUGCAUAAAUUCCUUGGAUACUUGAUGGCUCAUGCAGCAUGUUUCAUAAACCGAUACACUUACAGUUCAGAGAUCCUUGUAUUUUCAGUGACAUUGUUUGGGACACAAGGCUAUCUCUCUGCAGUUAUUCAAAUAGAAACUUUGCGUACAUUUGAAAACUGGUAACAUAUAAAAACAGCUGCUAGUAACUUAAUAUUGACAUGUGUGAUAGCUGAACUAUAGCAGUUUAGCAUGAUUGCCAUUGUGAAGUGCUUAGCUAGUUAUGUGUACAGAUCUCUGGGUAUCAUGGGGUAUUUUAAUGCUUCGUUCUUUGCUUUCUACAGGAGCUUGGCAGAGGACACCCUCGAGUCAGAGAAUGUGUCAUUUUCUUCAUCCACAGAGCUGAAAGAGGCUGUUUUAGGUAUGGGAAGGGUCCUUGUCUAGAUCCAUUUCUGUCUCCACCCUGUAUAUCCUCACUGCCUCGUUUUAUAUCCUCACUAUAUGUGUCCUUACUGCCUACUUUUAUAUCCUCACUAUGUGUCCCCUCACUCCCUCCUUUUAUAUCCUCACUAUGUAUGUCCUCCCUGCCUCCUUUUAUAUCCUCACUAUGUGUGUCCUCACGCCCUCCUUUUAUAUCCUCACUAUGUGUGUCUUCACGCCCUCCUUUUAUAUCCUCACUAUGUGUGUCCUCACCGCCUCCUUUUAUAUCCUCACUGCCUCCUUUUAUAUCCUCACUAUGUGUGUCCUCACUGCCUCGUUUUAUAUCCUCACUAUGUGUCCUUACUGCCUCCUUUUAUAUCCUCACUAUAUGUGUCCUUACUGCCUCCUUUUAUAUCCUCACUAUAUGUGUCCUCACUGCCUCCUUUUAUAUCCUCACGAUGUGUGUCCUCACUGCAUCCUUUUAUAUCCUCACUGUGUGUCCUUACUGCCUCCUUUUAUAUCCUCACUAUAUGUGUCCUCACUGCAUCCUUUUAUACCCUCACUAUGUGUGUCCUCACUGCAUCCUUUUAUAUCCUCGCCCUGUAUGUCCUCACUGCAUCCUUUUAUAUCCUCGCCCUGUAUGUCCUCACCGCCUCCUUUUAUAUCCUCGCCCUGUAUGUCCUCACCGCCUCCUUUUAUAUCCUCGCCCUGUAUGUCCUCACCGCCUCCUUUUAUAUCCUCACUGUGUGUCCUCACCGCCUCCUUUUUACCCUCACUAUGUGUGUCCUCACUGCAUCCUUUUAUAUACUCACUAUGUGUGUCCUCACCGCCUCCUUUUUUACCCUCACUAUGUGUGUCCUCACUGCAUCCUUUUUAUAUCCUCACUAUGUGUGUCCUCACUGCAUCCUUUUAUAUCCUCGCCCUGUAUGUCCUCACCGCCUCCUUUUAUAUCCUCGCCCUGUAUGUCUUCACCGCCUCCUUUUAUAUCCUCGCCCUGUAUGUCCUCACUGCCUCCUUUUAUAUCCUGACUUUGUGUCCUCACCGCCUCCUUUUUUAGCCUCACUAUGUGUGUCCUCACUGCAUCCUUUUUAUAUCCUCACUAUGUGUGUCCUCACUGCAUCCUUUUACAUCCUCGCCCUGUAUGUCCUCACCGCCUCCUUUUCUAUCCCAUUCUUUAUUGCCACCACUUUACCUUUCUAUCAAUCCUCCCUUGAAACUUCACAGCUUUCACUUUUUAUUCCCCCCAAUAGUCUUUAUCUGUUUUUACCCCAUUGUGGUCUAUCCCCACUACACUCUCUUUCAAUCAUCAUUGCUGUGUUUCUAUCUUACUCUUUAUUUUUGUGUCUAUUCCAUCCGUUUAACCUUUCUAUUUCCGCAUUCCCCCUGCUUCCCAUUCUCCACCAUAUAUCCAGCAACCCUCCCUUUCAUUUAUUAUACAACUCUGUCUUCCGUUCUCAUUCUCGAUUUCCCCAAGUCCUCUUUUAUUUCUCUGCCCUGCUAUUACUGUCUCUACUUCUUGUGUAUGAGAUUAAGAAUUCAUUGAGUCCAAGUGCUAAUAACGUUGACCCUCUUGUUGUUUUCCAUCUCUUUUUCUCUUACUUCCUGUUGUGCCCAACAUUUUGAAUGAGAAGUGAAGAUGGAGGAUGAAGAUGAAGAGGAGACAAUUGAGGCUGAAAUUGCUUAUCCUAUCACCUGCGGAGAGAAUAAAGCCAACUUAAUCUGGAGGAAGUUUGUCUGUCCAGGAAUCAAUGUCAAGUGCGUGCAGGUGAGUGCCCCCACUGAAGUGCUUUAUGUGGGCAGAAUGUGUCCGUAUUUUGUACUUUUUCUUUUUAUAAAAGUGCAAAUUUCAACAGAAAUCAACACUUUUGUAAGUGAACCUGGUUAUUUCUCCCCGACUGUCGGGCAUCUGACCCUGUAACUUCCUGCUAGUUUAACUCUGUGUCUAAUGAAGCAAACUAUAUCUUUGGUUUAACGUUAACAAAAUUGUAUAAAGGGGGUGUACUAGGUUUAAAGCCAUGACAUUAUUACAUUCUCUCUCUGGGUUUUUGCCCAUAUUGAGAUGGUAUUCUGCUUUUAGGACUUAUUCAGUAAACAAUGCAUUGUGUUGGCGUAAAAGCUGAAUUGCAAAACGUAGGGUAAAAUUGCUAAGCUGUGACUAAAGCAGAGUUGAAGAACAUUUUCAGAUCUGCAUCUUUUGCCUAAAUUUUACAACUCUAACACACAAAAUUGAGUCCUGCACUUAAACUCCCACUACUCCUGGCUGGCAGCAAUGACUAUAGUACACAUCAGCCCCAAUAUAUACAAUAAAAAACAAAGAAAAAGUGACUUGCUCCCUAUCCCAAAUCCCUAUGCAUAUUUAAAUAACUGGAGUUUUUUUUUAGUUUCACUCCAAUGGCCAUUAAAUGUAAGCCCACCUGCCACGUCACGACAAAACCUUUUAGGUGAGUCCUACACUAACAAUUCACCUUGCUUCUUUAAUCUAAAAGGCAAUAUUUCUAAUGAGACAGAGAGGGGUAUUUUUCUAAACCUCUACAUACUUAUUAACCCAUAAUAUGGUUUUCAAUCCAUGCAGUGUUAAUGUUUCUCCUACACUUUGAGUCUGCUGUUACCCUCACCUUAUACAAAGUCUUAGUGUGAUAAUAAAAUAUUUCAUUCAGGAUACAUUUGCUGAUGAACCACUUUUUUUAUUUUAUAUUGCACAGUUUGUUCAUGCAAAAAAUGCACCAUUAUUUAGAUAUCUCCCACAAUCACUCUUCCUCUUUCUCUCUUAGUACAAUGACCAUUUAAUUAGCCCAAAGGAAUUCGUUCACCUGGCUGGAAAAUCCACCCUAAAAGACUGGAAAAGGGCGAUCCGAAUGAAUGGAGUCAUGCUCAGGUAAAGAGCCGUGUUUAUUAUCAGGGUAGCCCUGCUUUAUUAAUACUAACUGGAGGAGGGUAUUUACUGGGUAAUAACUCUAUAAUGUGUCCAUUCUACACUAGGAAAAUCAUGGAUUCAGGAGAGCUUGAUUUUUACCAGCAUGCCAAGGUAUGCUCGAACACGUGCCGAAGCACCAAGAUUGACUUAACAGCAGGUCGAGUGCCACUCUGCAGUCAAGUGUCCACGGAGUAUAUUCCCAUCACUCCGGCCACAGGUGACCGUAAGUAAUGUAAAAAUGCAUAACAGAUUUAGAAAUUCCUCUCACGAAUUUCAGCAAACAUUAAUAUUGUUGAGCUCUCCUUAGACCAGGAAGUGACUUGAAACAUCACAGCCAAUCCUAGUCUCCAAUGGGAGAUCGAGGAAUGUACACUUUAGACCCAGCAGCUGUUCCAGGCAUGGAAAUACAUGUAGGAGACUGAUGGAUAAUAUGACAUUUUUGUUUACCUUGCCAGGUAGCCCAAUUAUGUUUUUGCAUGAAUGGAGCUUGUUGCUUCUGCUCAUACACUCCGCUGCAGUGCAGGCUCUUUUGUUGAAAAUUACAAGGGCGUAUACAAUGUGCAGUAUGAAGUGGGGCCUUGAUUAGUGUGUGUGCCACACACCAUACCAAAACUUGUACUGGCAGGAUGAGGAUUUCACUGUGGGUGGGCAGGCUUAUAUCUGCAGAGGCCUUUCCAAACUGUGACUGUUGAAGACAGAUGGAACAUAGGGACAUGUAGCCCUUUGUAAAAUAGCCUACCCAAGGAGCAUAGCUUAUGUCUUAUUUAAUGCUUUACUAAUACUAAUGUUUAAUACGUUCACCUGUUGGUCACUUUUUCAUGAAAGGGAAAUGUUCAACAUGUAAAACUUUCAGAGCAUUUGUCCUGUUAUAAACAAGAUUAUUCAUCCAGUUAGUAAACUUGUAGUUUAACCUUGUAUAGUUGGCUAUAUCUUAGAAUUCCUGAGACCCAGACAAAAUAUGGAUGUAGAAACAUUCAAUGGUCAAAGAGGAAAAUACCUUAAAACGACACGAUCUGAGUUCACAAUAAAUAAUCUGGGCCUCAUCAUGGGUCCAAAAAAUUGAUAAAUUGUUAGAGGUGGCACAUGUUUGUGUAAUACAGGGAUGAUUAACGGCAGACUCUGAACUGCAGUGAUAUUUUACCUGCUUUUGCUCCAAUGUGUAUCCCUACACUGCUUAUUUCUAAUGUUUACUAGGGCGUUAUUAAUGCAGGUUGAAAAAACUACAGACAGUAUUUCCAUUUCAUGUCUUAUUAGUCUUUUUAGUGAAACUAAAUGUAAAAGAUGUUUUCAUAAAAAAAUACUGUAGGGUUUAUUUACUAAAAUUGGAAUUGCGCGAUUCAGGCAAAAUUAGUAAGAAAUCAUUUGCCCUUAUUUUACAAUUCUUCACUAUUCCUUGUUUUCUUGACAAACCCAUCAGUGAUAAGGCAAGGUUCCCUAGCUUAAUAUGAAACUUGGAUAUAUCAAAGCUGAGAGAUUGGUCCUGCCUCACACUUGUUUAUGCAGCUGAACUAAGGAUUGCUCCAGAAAUGUCUGACUACCACGUUAUUACCUUUUUGUAGAUUUUACCGUGAAUGGGAACCCAACAACCAUCACUAUUGAAACCUGCGAUGGUUCAGGAGACUGGACUGGAAUGAUAGGAGGUAAGUGUGGUCUCUUCAGGGUGGGUUUGAUUUUGAUGGCUGGAAAUGGACAAAACCGAACAGAGGUAUGGGUAUCCACGUCGACAUACAAAUUCAAUUCCACAUUCACUUGCCUUGAGGGCAGAUGGAAUUUUUCCCCUAUAAACACAAUAGACACCAUUGUAUAAUUGAACAACAUUUUUAAAGGGCCAAUCCAGGCUUGACAUGAUCCACAAGUUUGUAUAUUGAUAAUACAUAAAAAUAAGUAACAUUUAAACAUAUGCACACUUUUAAAGUUACUGAUACUGCUCUCUACUUGCACGGGAAGCUGCAGCAGAAGUUCCCACCAACACCAGGAAGAGGCUCCACCAAUUAAGAGCCCCGUAUUAUGGCCAAUUGGGUGUGAUCCUAAUCCCAUGAAUCCCUGAUCGGCAGAGAUUUAAGGGUUAUUGUCAGCCCAAUAUGCAGUUCCAUUUAUCAGGUCUGAGGAGUGAUCUCUCUGAAUAAAAUGAUAGCAGCAACAUUGUGAUUGCUGUCAGUGUAAUUUCCCUGUCCACAGUUUUAUAAAUGAAGCUGUGUGCAGUAUUCUAUGCAGCUCGACUCUCUUGGAGAGCUGGAGGACUGAGAUAAAAACUUGCAAUGAAGGAAGUAAAGAAAUAUUUAUUUAAUGUCACUCACUGUGGCAAUUAAAAGCACUGUGGCAAUUAAAAGGGGCACAUUGACAGGAGACAUCCAUGCACUGCAACCUAUGCAGAAGAUGUAUAACUUGUCUAGAAGGUGUACAACUUGUCUCAUUAUAUGUUAUCAUUGAGCUCUGUUCCAUGCUGUGCACUGACCCCCAUCUUGUCACCUUUCAGAUGAAACACUGCAUUUCUGGCAAGGCCUGAGGGACGCGGGGCUCCUGGGAGACGUCAUACAGGAGUUUCACCAAGAGCUGCUGGAAACGAUGAAGGGGCUUAAAGAGAGACUUCAAACUCCCCCCAUCCAGUUACAGGGUAAGGAAUAAUUCUCUCCACAAACAGAAAUUAGGAUCAUCAUUUGAUCCAAGUAAUGAUACAUACUUCAACAUCCUUUUACCGGUUUGGUAUGUUUACAUGUUUGGAAAUUAACCCCAUACAGAGCAUCAAGAUGUUAGGCACAUCAUCAGAGAAAGGAAUCUGGUGUAUCACCCGAGCACGGUUUAUUUUAUUUUAUAAAGUACAAAAAAAAAAAUCACACGUUCCUUUUAUCGAUAUGAACCAAUAAUUUAAGAGGAAGUAAAAUUUGAUAAAGAAUGUGUUUCAAGUUAAAUUGAAAAUAAAAGAAGAACUGUAUAUAUUACACAACAGUUUCCUAUGUAAUAAACACAAAUACAGUAACACAUGUGAUUGUAUUAAAGGAACGGCCCUAACCCAGCUGUUGAGAAAGUGUCUGUUUGAAUCAAUACGCAUCCAGCGUGUGUACUCUAUCCUCAAUGACAACUUUUAUUCACGAGGAAACCCUAUAGUAAUUUAAAUUGGAUUUUAUUGUUGGUCCAUGUAAACGUUCAGCUUUCCCCAACUUUUUGACUCAUGGAUUCAAAUCUGUAACACGGAUAAUCCUUUAAUAGUGCUACAUUUGGAUCAGGAAUACUUGUGAAGGCUAGCAAGGCUUCAUGGGAAUUGUAGUCCUGGUGAUAUUUAUUUUUUGGCCACCCUUGUAAUACAGUCUUUUACGGCUUUGAGUGAUAGAUCCAACUCAACUGAAAUCCUGUAGAAUCAGGGCAUUGAUUCCCAUAAUAAAUCCCGUGCUCUGACAGCCUGUAGCCUGGCCUUUUUUAUUCCUUUACCUGUGGCAAGUAAAUGUGCUCAAAUGUUGUAGGUUAAGAUUUCCCUGCACAUUCCCUGUAACCCUUGACAUUGCCCACACAUUUGUUCUCUUUUACUUAAUCUACUAUGUGCUCCCAUUGCUUAGAUGCCAUGUUACUCAACAACAUUGUCCAGAAUUUUGGAAUGUUGGACCUCAUUAAGAAGGUGCUGGCUAGUCACAAGAACCAGAUGGACCGAUCGAGAGAGCAGUAUACGCGAGACUUGGCAGGUGCGUACAGCGUGCUGAGAGCAUAUCUUGUAGUUUGAGUUGGAGCAGACCAGUUACAUGUUUCAGUUAACAAUUCCUUAAGAGCUGAAUUAAAUUGCAUGUGCUGUGUCCUCUGCAUUAUAUGUACUCCAUAAUCUUAAAUGUGGUUUGUUUGCUUUUCCCCCCGACUGGUUCAAAAAAAAGAAAACUGAUAUUUUCCUCUGACUGGCUCCUUGCCUAUUCUAACAUACAUAUAAGCCUGUUAUUGGCAUCUCUGACCUGCUGUUGGUGAGGUCAUACGUCAGCCAUUGAAGUUUGUGUACUGCCUUUAAACUUUGAGGUUUGUGUAGCUAACACAAUAUUUCCUACUUUCUCAAUGAUUUGCUGAUGCUGUACCAUUAACAGCACUGUGUGAGGCUGUCAAUGAGAAUCAGGAGUCUGCUGCUCUGCUUCAGUUUAGCUUGAAUCGUGAAAAAAAAAAAAGAAUGAACAAUGCCUUUGUUUUCCUACUUACCUUAGUUUACGUACUCCCCUUAUUUGAAUGAUGUAUUCAGUUAAGGAAAUACUCUAUAUUUAUUUUUUGGUUUCUUACUGUGAAAGUCACAGGUUGAGCAUCCAUUUAAUGCCAACACUAUCUUGGUUUUGCAGUAGCCCAUGGGAAAUAACAUCUUCUAAAUUAAACUGGCAUAAAUGAUGCGAUGUCAUGUUCAGAUCUAUCCAGUCACGUACUUUAGCUAUAUCAGGCUUAUCACGCCACAGUAUAAAAAAAUUAACAUGUUUUUUUUGUUUGCUUUUUACCACUUUCCCUUCCUUCAGCUCUGGAGCAACAGUGUGACGAACACAGGAGACGAGCCAAAGAACUGAAACACAAAUCACAGCAUCUUAACAAUGUCUUGAUGACACUGACCCCAGUCAGCCUUCCCCCUCCGGCCAAGCGACCAAGAUUGACGAGAGCUACAUCCGGCCCUGCGGCCAUCAGCUCACAGGUUUCGCAGCCCACACAGAUUACCCUUCCCCAAGGAUUGACUUUAUCUCAACUAACCAGCCUACCUUUCAGCAAGGUUGUGUCCACCAGCAUCCCGAGUUCUUCCAACUCCACCAUGCUGAACAAAAACUCAAGUUCCCAGUCCACCUCACCUUCCUCUCCUCUCUUAGGAGGUUACACUAUCCUCACCCCAUCAGGGAGCAACUACCCCGGCACUUUGGAGAUUCAUCCCGACUCAUCCAACCUUGCCGUCCUGAGUACUGCAGCCAUGCAAGACAGCAACACUGUUUUAAAGAUGAUGAGCCCCAUCCAGCUCCUCACCCUUCAGGGCCUAGGUGCAACAAUACAAAACCUGGCUCAGAUAGCACCAGCUGGCAGUACCAUUGUAGCCAUGCCCUGUGACUCUGGAGACGGAGAGGAUGAACAGACCACUAUUGAGGUGACUUCACUGUCUGAGGAUCAGGAGCAGAAAUAGACUUGUAGCCUUCUUUCUGUGCAUUGCAGCUUUGGCUGCCGUAUUUGGACUAAAGUUGGGGUAAGCCUAUUGAUGGGAGAGCGAGCAGGUACAGGUUGCAAAAGCUGAAGAACCAAAGAGGGAUGGUUAAUCCUCUUUAGUAGUAGAUAUAUCUGCUCUGCAUUGCACAGGACUAUGCCACAGGCCAUUCUGACACUAAAUAGGACAAUAGGUUCUGCAUAGUUUGGCUUGUAGCAGGAAAUCAUAUAUGUGGCAAAGCCGAAAUUAUCCAGAAUACCCAGACUCUGAGGCUUCCAUGGGCCAUUAAACCUUCUCAGGACUUGACCAGUUAGUAACAUACAGAGAUAGGGCAAAUGUAAGGCCUACAGCUCUGCAGUACUAUGAGGUCAACUGCCCUCCGCUAUGUACAGCGGUAAUAUAAGGAAUUGCAGCUUUAAGUUAGCAAAGGUUUGCCCCAUGCUCACCUACGCAGGGCAGAACUCUUCAAUGAACUCCCAGACUCCUUCAUCUAGUAUGAAACAGGAACUUUUCUGUAUUUGUAAUAGUAAACGAAUGUCAAUAAAGUUUUGGAGCCAAGCAGCCAUGUUGAAAGGCAGAAAAAUAAGAGGUCCAACAAAAAAAUUAAGUCAUAGGAACCAAUGCACUGAGACUGUUUUGUCUUUGUGUAGUUUUGUGUUAACCGUUUUAGAGCCAGGGGGUUGUGUGUUAUCAUGCUUAAGCAGUUCGAUUGUCAGCCCUCGAGUACUCAGUGAUUUAAAGACGUGUUUAGUUAUCCGGUAAUUGGAUGCCUGCCCUGUGUUUUACCAGUCAUGCAUUCUGAUGAACCUGACUCCAAAGAUAUGCUGUGAUUGUUGAAGACACCAGAGAGGGCAAUGUGCGAACCCCUGCCAGUUACAGCAGUUAUAAUUUCAGUAUAGUUUCUACAACUACUUAUAUGAUGCUUGUUGAUUUGUCUGAAUAGUGAUUGGAUAAAGGAAGAGACAGUUGGAAACUGGAUUAUUUUAAUUUGUUUUCAGGUACACAAAAUGACCCGAAAUUGUUUGUGGUUAGCCAUCAAGUUGCAACUUCAUCUACCAUGAUACUUUGCUAGCAUUUCGCCUGCAAAGCACUACAACAGCAGGAGGGAUAUCUGUUGGCUACCCAAAUAAUUAAGGGUGUGUCAACAUGGAAAUACAUUUUUGAUGAGGUCACACAUUGCUAUGCAUCUUUCCUAUGCAUAUAGUGUUAGUUGAGUGUCUGAGUAUUGCAAAGUAGAGGAGCUUUGGAUGGGGAAGGAAUAGAAUAUUCUCUAGGUAUUAUGUUCAGCUCUGUCUCUAAUUGCAUCAAUGAAAUCAGCCCCCAUUCCUACUAAACACAUCUAUCCUUUACCUGAGAUUGGCACCAGUACAUUAUAGGGUGCCUUGUGCUGAUUGGAUUUUUUGGGUGAUAUCCCAAUCUGUAUUACAACAAGAUGGGCUCAGCAUGGGUACCUUAGUGGGUAAGUACAUUUUGUUUUGGUUUGAUUUAAUACCCCUCAAGGUGGGAAUUCCUGGGUAAGCACACACCUGCCAAUGCAGGCAUAACCGGUCUGACUUUUUAAAGAAGUCACUAUGACAAACAAGACAAAUAAAAUAUCUACAAAUGCUGCUGGCUUUGUGACUGUUUAUCGGCAUUAAUACAGAAUGGGAUUUACUAACAAUCUCAGCAGAUGCAAUUUAAAUCUUCUAAACCGGCAUUAGAGAAGCCUGUUAAUACCUUUCUCUAGCAUGAUCACGGCCUCCCAGAGUAGAUCUCACACACAGUCUAACUAAAUUAAAUGCUAUUACUGUACAUAAACCAACAGCCUUAUUAACUAAAGUGAGACUUGCUAGGGAUUCAAAGUUAAAUGCAAAAUUUUGGCCUAAGUUUUACAACUCAUUACAUUUCUCAGCAAUUCUUACUGUAGAGAAUAACCCCACAAAUGUUCAGCAGUUAAAACAUUUAGAAAAAAAAUGACUUCCUUGAUUGCAUUCCUUAGAAGCUUGUUAAGUUCUACCCCAUAUAUCCAUAAACUUAUUCCAUGAGCUCUUCCCAUUUACUAGAGGAGCAAAAAGCCACCCUCAUUUCUAGAAAGCAGAACUUUCUCCAAAAAGCCUGGCAAAUUUGGGUUCUACAUUUUCAUUUAGAAUUUCAGGGCUGAUUAUGGUUAGAUGACUUGCAAUUGUUUUUUUUGUUUUUUUUCCCCUUAUUAACUUGAUGUGAUUUUGGAUGACAGGAGAGGUAACUGUUUAAUAUAGGAACAGGUUUUACCACUCUUGUGCAAUAAAAGCAGAAUGUUUAUUUAGUCUUCUUAUCUUAGUAAACAAAUAUAUGGCGUAUGGACCUUGUGUACUUAGUCAUGUAUACCACAAUAUAAAACCAUGAUAUACACUUUCCUACAGUCAGUCAUGUGAUUCAUCCAUAGCAACAGUUUAAAGACUCUGGGAAAACCACAAACAAUUCUUAAAGGAAUACUAUAGGCACCAAAACAACUUUAGCGUAAUAAAGUAGUUUUGGUGUAUAGAUCAUGCACCUGCAGUCUCACUUCGCAAUCACCUGCCAUUUAGAAGUUAAAUCGCUUUUGUUUCUGUUUUUGCAGCCCUAGCCAAACCUCCCCUUGCUGUGAUUCACACAGCGAGAAGAAGAAGCAGAAAAUUGGUUUUAUUUUCAAUCAGAUGUUGACUAGCUUUAGAAGUUUUAUCUUCUGCUCUGUAAAUUGUCCUUUAAUCACACACGACCUCCUACAGGGUCUAAAUGGCUAUUAACAGUACAGAAGAAAAUAAAUGCUACAUUAAACAGACGGUGCAAUAAAUGAAGAUUAAACAUUAGAUGACUCUUUACAGGAAGUCUUUAGGAAGGCUGUGUAAGUCACAUGCAGGGAGGUGUGACUAGUGCUGCAUAAGCAAAGUGAUUUAACUAUUAAAUGGCAGAGAAUUGAGCAAUGAGACUGCAGGGGCAUGAUCUAUACACCAACACUGCUUCAUUAAGCUAAAGUUGUUUUGGUCCCUAUAAGGAAAACAUGCAAGUGAAAUGUGUUAUUUAAAGCGGUACUGUCAUUUCUUUUAGCUUAUCUUUUCCUUCUGCUCCUUGUAUCUUAAUGAUUACACUCCCACCAUUGCUACAUGCCUUUAUUUGUAUAUCUCUUCUUCUUGAUCUCAAUAUCUAGGUGAUAUCUAGGUUCUCUCUCAAUAAUGUCUGCAGUUUGCCAUCUGUGGGACUCUUUUGUCUGAUGAAUUGUGGGUAAGUUAGCUUGGCAACAGAAAUGUAACUUUACUCAAGCUCCGCCAAUUGCCAAGGAUCACGUUCCCCUGAGACUAAGUAGUCCCUCCUACUUCUGAUAUAUAUAACUAAAAAAAAACAAUAUGGACUAUAAAUAGAACCAAUGAGAUAUAGGGGGACAAAAGAGGAUUCAUUUAAAAGCAGAACCGGCAGAACAGAGCCACUUUAACUUCUUGGCCACCUUAAAUCUUUAUAUUCCUAAUACUAAAGUGUUCAUUGUAACAAUUCUAGCCAUUGUUACAUUUUAAAUUUAGUGGAUCACGUAAUAUUUCUAAAAUUAAACGACUAAAACAAUCCUAUAACAUUCUAAAUAAAUUAUUUAGAAUAUUUUAAUGUAUUUAUUUUAUAUUUUAAUAUAUUCCUGAUACGAUUUCAUUUAUAAAAUAAAGUUUAGCUUGCCUUUCCUUCUCUUGCUGACCACAUACAUUCUAAUGAUUCUCCAUGGAGAAGCGUUGAGGGUCCUAUUGUGCAUUUGCGACAGUCACUGGACUCCUACAAUAAGAUUCCCCUCACAGAGCAGCAUUAUCAGAUGCUUCUCUAUAGGAAUAUGUUUUAAUAUAUUUAUUAAACCAUGAAGCAUUUGUAAGCAUAAUAAAUAAUAAACAGAGAACGAGUGUAUUUUCCCAUUACAAAAUAUAUGCAAGUUACAUAAAAAUUUAACUAGAGCAAUAGUAUAAGCAUUAACUUUAAUUUAAAGGAACACUAUAGGGUCAAUAACACAAACGUAUUCCUGACCCUAUAGUGUUACAAACACAAUCUGGCCCCCCUUUGUGCCCCUAAAUAUAGUAAAAUCUUACUUUUUUUUUUUUUUUCUGCUUCUGGCUGUGCCCCUGAUCUGCCUCCUUGGCUGACAUCAGAAGUAGUAAUCUGAGUCAAUCGCAAUGCUUUCACAUAGGAAAGCAUUGGAUUGGCUGAGAAUGUCAAGGAGGCAUGUUGCUUCCCAGGACUUUUCAUAUUUUGAUUAUGCCUGUAUUUAACACAUAUGUAUUUCUUAGGAGGAAAAAUUAAAUGAAAUGUAAAAAUCCACACCUCUUUAUUCUGCAACUGGGUGCCUCCAUCUUAGCUCCCUGUCAAUCACUGUAAUAAGCUCUGACCUUUACACCUAACAGUCUGCAGAGAGGAGCCAUACAGAGAAGAGAAACGAACAGGUUUAUAAUAUUUAUGAAUAAACAUGUUGUUUUCUGAAAUGUGGCUUAAAGUACUAAAGGUGGGGCAGUCAUUAUGGAAACCAGUGGAACUAGCAGUCACAUUCCAUGGGUGAUUAACCCUGUUUUAAGUGUUUAGACCAUAUUUUAGAACACAACACUUUUAUACGUAACCCCAAGUGUUACGUGCUAUUUCUACUCUGAUUUCCCUGGCCUUUGCUUUGUCUGAACAGGAGCAUCUUAUGUAAAAAAAAAAAAAAUAAUAAUUUGUAAAACUAGGUGAUUUUCAAUAUGAUAAUAAACGACGCUAUUUCCAUAGAAAUGAUAGAGCCCCCUCCAAUGCAUCAUGACGACAAACGUAAACACCUUCCGAAAAUUAAAGUGAUCCGAGGAGGGAGUGUCUCUAAUGACUAACAGACACAGUAAAAGUGCAAUGCUUUCAUUUUUCAGGUUGCACCAACACCACUGAAUUCGAUUUUGUAGUGGUCUUGUUGCUUUGAGCUCCCACUUACCAUCUUAAUAUAUACGUAUCCUCUUCAGACAAGCACAGCUUAUCUGCUACGUUCUUUGCAUCGUCUGCAGCCCUAAAGUUCAAAGUUAGCAGAUUAACUAGGCCAUAUUGUAUUUAAUGUCGUACUGUGUUUCUGUUGGCCCCUAUCACAUGAAACUAGUUUACCUACAUGUAGAAUGUUUAUUGGCCUUAUUUGCAUAGAUAAGACGCUGUUUAAUCAUUCUGCUUGCUAAAUGAUUCUAAACCGCGAUAAAUAUCUUUCGUUUCUGUAUCGGACCUUUUUGGUUUUUUUCCUCCUUCAUCACUGAUUUAAUUCUGCCCUUUGGAACUGUCAGUCAGCAGAGACAGGGGAAAUGAAACCGAAACAAAACCGUG